AUGAGUCUCAAACUAGUUGCCGACGAGACCAAAGAAGCACUCCCGAAUGUCCGGGCUCAGCUUCCACCGGAGUUUGAUGUUGAAUGGUCUUUUCUCGAAGAUCUGAAUCAUCGAGAUUCAGCUCCUCUUCCGGCGGACUUAUGCCCAGCUUUAACGACACCGUGUACUAUUCAAGUACUCGAUAUGGAUUCAUUCGAUGCGGCAAUCCAGCUAGACCCCUCUCACACCGUCAACCAGCAUGUCACCAAGAAAAGGUCGGAUACCAGUACUGAGAAGGUGACCCCAGUGGCAGUCCUAAACCUUGCUUCCGAGCGUUCACCCGGAGGCGGCUGGCAGAAGGGCGCCCUCGCCCAGGAGGAAUGUCUGUGCUACCGCUCUUCGCUCUACCUCUCGCUCAACCGAAAACUUUACCCAAUACCCCCUCUCUCUGCCAUAUACUCACCAAACGUGGUCAUAAUACGCGAAUCCAUGUCAAGAGGCCACAAGUUACACAGUAACACUUGUCCGCCUGGCCUGCCCGCAGUUUCCGUCAUCAGCGUAGCAGCACUUCGUCAACCGGAAUUAUCAAACGACGGCACAGCGUUUAAAAGCCCUGGCGUAAGGUCUCACACCAAGAAGAACAUUCGCCUCAUACUGCGCGUUGCUGCUCGACAUGGACACAGAAAGCUCGUGUUGGGCGCACUGGGCUGCGGUGUAUUCGCCAAUCCGCCACGAGACGUCGCAAAUUGCUUUCUUGAGGUUUUUCGAGAGCCAGAAUUCCAAGGAGGGUGGUGGGAGAAGGUCGUGUUUGCCGUCAUGGACAACGUAAACGGACCAGAUGGUGGCAAGGACGGCAAGGGAAACUUUGGUCAAUUCUAUCAGGUUUUACAUGGACAAAUUGCGUGA
Messenger RNA from Alternaria postmessia, 885 nucleotides. RefSeq lists its product as uncharacterized. The transcript has a single exon. The record is from RefSeq and is a predicted model, not a curated record. Lineage: Eukaryota; Fungi; Ascomycota; Dothideomycetes; Pleosporales; Pleosporaceae. Bases 1 to 885 code for a protein of 294 amino acids.